Umbelopsis ramanniana AG is the source of this 1579-nucleotide messenger RNA. RefSeq lists its product as uncharacterized. The record is from RefSeq and is a predicted model, not a curated record. Bases 169 to 1518 code for a protein of 449 amino acids. Lineage: Eukaryota; Fungi; Mucoromycota; Umbelopsidomycetes; Umbelopsidales; Umbelopsidaceae. The transcript has a single exon.
AAAAGCAAAGCACCGUGUUCCAUAUAUUUGCCGAAAAAGAAGCUUUCACGGAGUUGAUCAUAGCGUGUUUGAAAGAACAGAAAAUUUGUGUAAAUUCUAGUUUUAUUUUUUCUUCUUGCAGCAUCCCAAUAUCCCACAUCAUCCCACCCCCCCCUUUAACCACUACUUAUGAUAUACACUCAUAUUACCAGUUUUCAAUUAUUACAAAGGAACGAAGACAAUGUUGCCUAUGUAUAUGUUAAUGAUACUGCUAUACCAUACAGUGUUGGUGGUCCUUACACCAUUGGUGACGCUCACGACGUCUACGUAGGUGAUAUCUGGUUUUUAUCGGGGCAAAGCAACAUGCGUGGGUGGGGUAACUUCAGGGACGUUCCCGGUGCUUCUACCGUAAUGGCCAAACCUCAUCCCAUGGUACAUUCAUUUCAAUCCUGCGAAUCUUGGGCACCGGCUAAAGAGCCCAUCCACAAUCUUGCGGAAUCCAUAAGAUCUAUUCAUAAGAGUCUACGCGAUCCUUCUAACGGUGGCCCCAACACGCCACGACCACCACCCAGUGGCGAUAGUCACUGGAUCCCAAAUAAAGGGGCAGGUCCAGGGUUAACGUUUGCUGUCGAAUACGGAAAAGAAUUUAAUGUUCCCGUCGGUUUGGUGCCUUGUGCACAUGGAGGUACAAGCAUGGAUCAGUGGUCCCCGGAAAUGAAAGAGCAAGAGGGAGACUCACUAUACGGCGCUAUGUUAGAACGAUUUAAUGCUGUAGGAGGAAGUAUUGCCGGAUUGCUCUGGUACCAAGGCGAGUCGGACGCAAUGGUGCUUGAAGACGCAAAUCGAUACAAAGAGAAAAUGGUCCAGUUCAUCGAGACUGUUCGACGCGAUUUAGGAAAUCCAGUUCUACCAAUGAUAUAUUGUCAAGUUGGACGAUGUGUAUCCAGCGAUUCGCCGACUGGCUGGAACAUUGUGCGGGAAGCACAACGACAAAUUGCUGCGUCUGGAGCUCAAAACCUUGCGAUGGUUUCAGCAAUAGACACAGAGUUGGACGAUUUUAUUCAUGUAGCUUCAUCUGGCGUCGAGGUGAUCGGCCAACGCAUGUUUCGCAUCGCCAGAGCUUGGAAACUAGGUGUAGGAUCCCAGAACUGCCCCAUAUUAACUCGCAUCACUCCUCAGUUAUUUCAAUUUGAGCAUGAUCCCAGCGCUGCCGGUUCAACUCGCGCGUAUCUUUUGUUAGCGUUUGAAAAUGUGUCUCAAUGGCUGGACCAGCGCGCAUUUGGGUUCAGCAUAAGAGACAAGGACGAGCACGAUGUACAGCUGAUACACAAAGUCACGUUUGAAGAAAAGUCUUCCAUACGCUUACAUUUGACUGAGCUUUACAAGAAGUAUGAUGGCUCCCAACUUCAGCUCUGGUACGGUUACGGACGAAACCCUAUCUGCAACGUUGUGGAUAGCGACAACAUGGCCCUUCCUGCUUUCGGACCUAUCGACUUCGAACUAUCUUUUUUAGAACCAACAUACCAUGUAAACGUUUAACUUUCUUAUAUUUCCAUAGAGCACCCUAUUCCCCUAUUUUUUUACACAAUACCUACAAAAU